This is a messenger RNA of Paramormyrops kingsleyae, 3216 nucleotides long. Its product is annotated as thrombospondin-3a-like. Gene Ontology annotation, cellular component: extracellular region. NCBI's taxonomy places the organism in Eukaryota, Metazoa, Chordata, Actinopteri, Osteoglossiformes, Mormyridae. Gene Ontology annotation, biological process: cell adhesion. Gene Ontology annotation, molecular function: calcium ion binding; heparin binding. The record is from RefSeq and is a predicted model, not a curated record.
CGAGCGCCGCGGUGUGGAACACUCCUCGCUUUUUACCCUUUUCCCUUCCACGGUGUUUUAAGCCAUCCGAAACCAACAGGUGGCCAUUUCCCUAUUCACUUAUUUUCAAUAGUUAUAAUUAUUUUUUGGAUGCUCGCAAGGGAUGAGUGCGAUCUUAAUGCAACGCUUUCCAGUUUUACUCAGUGUCUCCGCAUCGCUGCUUAUUUAUACGUGCGCGAUGUCAGACCCGCAAGUGAUUGACCUGCUGACGCUGAGCGAUGCCAAGCAGAGUGCCGUGGCAGUGGAGAGGCUGGCAAGCGCCCUGGACACGGUCAGCGACAUCUACAUCGUGUCCACAUUCCGCCUGCCCCCCAAGCUGGGGGGCGUCCUGCUGGGCCUUUACGGCAAACAGGACAACAGGAAGUACCUGGAGUUGGCCGUCAUGGGCAAGAUCAACAAGGUGCUGGUGCGCUACACGCGUGAGGAUGGCAAGCUGCACACGGUCAACCUGCAGGGCACCAACCUGGCCGAUGGCCGCAGCCACUCCGCCAUCCUGCACAUCGGCGGCCUCCGGCGGGACAACCUCCAGCUGCAGCUGUACGUCAACUGCAGGCUGGCCGACUCCAGCCACGGACACCCCCUGCCAGUGCCUCUGCCCCCCAAUGGAGAAGCCGUGGACAUCCGCAAUGGCCACAAAGCUUACGCAAGAUUACAGGGAUCCGUGGAGUCUCUGAAAAUGGCUCUGGGGGGCUCACUGGCCAAAGCGGGCAUUCUGAUGGACUGCCCUUUCCAAGGUGACUCAUCGCAGCACAUCUCGGGGGGCAGCGAGCUGAACUCCAUCCUGGGUGACCACACCAAGGCUCUGAUAGGCCAGCUGAUCAUCUUUAACCAGAUCCUUGGCGAGCUGAGGCAGGAUAUCAGAGAACAGGUGAAGGAGAUGUCGCUCAUCAGAAACACUAUCCUGGAGUGCCAAGUGUGCGGCUUCCACGAGCCCCACUCUCGCUGCCUGCCCAGCCCCUGCUACCAGGGCGUGUCCUGCAUGGAGACGCUGGACUACCCAGGGUACCGCUGCGGGCCCUGCCCUGAGGGCAUGAUGGGUAAUGGCACACACUGCCAGGACGCGGACGAGUGCUCCCUGGUGCAGCCCUGCUUCUCCGCAGCAGCCUGUGUGAACUCAGCCCCAGGCUUCUCCUGUCAGCCCUGCCCGCCCGGGUUCACGGGCCCCCCCGUCACUGGAGUGGGGCUGGAGUUCGCCAAGAUCCACAAGCAGGAGUGCUCAGACGUUGACGAGUGUGUGAAUGGCAGCGGCGCAUGUGUGCCCAACUCCAUAUGCAUUAACACUGUGGGAUCCUAUAAGUGUGGCCCCUGCAAGGCAGGCUUUGCGGGUAACCAAUUAACAGGCUGCUUCCCCCAGAGGUCCUGCUCCACACUCGGCUAUGACCCCUGUGAUGUCAAUGCACACUGCCUCAUUGAGCGCAGUGGGGAGGUGUCCUGCGUGUGCAAUGUAGGCUGGGCAGGAAACGGGAACACCUGUGGGCCUGACACAGACCUGGAUGGCUACCCAGACGAGUCUCUGCCCUGCAUAGACAAUGACAAGCACUGCAAGCCGGACAACUGCCCUCAGACGCCAAACUCAGGCCAGGAGGACACAGACAGCGACGGGGUCGGUGACCAGUGUGACGAGGAUGCUGAUGGAGACGGCAUAAAGAAUGUGGAGGACAACUGCCGGCUGACGCCCAACAAGGACCAGCAGAACUCGGACACCGACUCAUUCGGUGACGCUUGUGACAACUGCCCCAAUGUUGCUAACGGCGACCAGAAGGACACCGAUGGCAAUGGGGAAGGAGACAUGUGUGACAACGACAUCGACGGGGACGGAAUCCCCAACGUGCUGGACAACUGCCCCCGUGUACCCAACCCCAUGCAGACGGACCGGGAUAGUGACGGCGUGGGCGAUGCCUGCGACAGCUGCCCUGAGGCCAGCAACCCCACGCAGACGGACAUCGACAACGACUUGGUGGGAGAUGUGUGCGACACAAACCUGGACUACGAUGGCGACGGGCUCCAGAACUCACGUGACAACUGUCCUGAGGUGCCGAACAGCUCUCAGCUGGACUCCGACAACGACGGCAUCGGGGACGAAUGUGAUGAGGACGAUGACAAUGACGGGAUCCCCGACUACGGCGGCCCCGGGCCAGAUAACUGCCGCCUGAUCCCCAACCCCAACCAGAAGGACUCUGACGGUGAUGGUGUUGGGGACGUGUGUGAGGAGGACUUUGACAAUGACAUGGUGCUGGACGUGGUCGACGUGUGUCCCGAGAGCGCUGAGGUCACGGUGACCGAUUUCAGGUCCUACCAGACAGUGAUCUUGGACCCCGAGGGUGACGCGCAGAUCGACCCCAGCUGGGUGGUUCUUAACCAGGGCAUGGAGAUUGUCCAGACCAUGAAUAGUGAUCCUGGCUUGGCCGUGGGCUACACGGCCUUCAACGGAGUUGACUUCGAGGGCACCUUCCACAUCAACACGGUGACAGACGACGACUACGUGGGCUUCAUCUUCGGCUACCAGGACUCAUCCAGCUUCUACGUGGUCAUGUGGAAGCAGACAGAGCAGGCCUACUGGCAGCUGCUGCCCUUCCGCGCCAUGGCGGAACCCGGCCUGCAGCUCAAGGCAGUGAAGUCCCGCACCGGGCCGGGCGAGUUCCUGCGAAAUGCCCUGUGGCAUACGGGCAACACCAAUGGCGAGGUGAAGCUGCUUUGGAAGGACCCCCGCAACGUGGGCUGGAGGGACAAAACCUCUUACCGUUGGCAGCUGAACCACCGGCCCCAGGUCGGCUACAUCAGGGUGCAGCUGUAUGAAGGGAUGGCAGUGGUUGCCGAUUCGGGCAUGGUGAUUGACACGACGAUGAGGGGUGGCCGGCUGGGGGUCUUCUGCUUCUCCCAGGAAAACAUCAUCUGGUCCAACCUACGCUACCGCUGCAACGACACUGUGCCGGACAGCUUUAGCUUGUACCGCACACAAGCCUAGACGGCCUCCUUGUGUGAGGAGUGUGACCGAGGGGGCAACAGCUCUCUGGCGCCGCCCUGGAGGCAAUUCCAGCACAACCACCGUCUGGCAGAGUAUCUGUGUGUAGAUUUGUAUAGGAGAAGUGUUUGUGUAUGUGUGGUUUGGGUGUUUAUCUGUGUAGUAUGACUGCUGGUAUGGGGUCAGUGUUUUUUUAUAUGUGUGUGUGUGUAUGU